GAGGACCUGGAGUGCUACAAGAAGAACUCUAGCAACUGGCGAUGUAUAGAAUACAAUGGGGAAGCUGUCUGUGACUGUGGUAUCGGAUACACCUUUGAUCCUAUCACAACCGAAUGUAAAGGUGAGAACCUUAGAACAUCUGAAUCACUUAGCCUUCUUGAAAGAUUCCACAAUUGUUCUGUACCAGCUGUACCAACUGUACCACCCUGGCUGUUAAUCUGGUCAUCAAUCAUCCGUAUUCAUUUAGAGGCCAUUGAUAAGUUUAUUUAUUCUUUGGAGUUUGUUGGUAGGCUACAUGACCCUGGUGUUCUUUAAAAAAAAAAAAUUCCCAUGAUGCAAGUUGUGGCUUUAUUAAUAUGUUUAUUAUAAAUGAAUUAGGCCAUAUAUUUAUCUACUAAUAAUCACAUGUUGCAAUUGCUAAUAUAUUGAAAAUUGCUGCAAAAUAAACUAAAUGAAUUAAUAUAUUUUAUUUCAGCUGUAAAAUAAACUAAACAAAUUAAUAUAUUAUUAUUUCAGCUGUAAAAUAAACUAAACAAAUUAAUAUAUUUUAUUUCAGCUGUAAAAUAAACUAAACAAAUUAAUACAUUUUAUUUCAGCUGUAAAAUAAACUAAACAAAUUAAUAUAUUAUUAUUUCAGCUGUAAAAUAGGCCCAAACCUAAUAAAUGUAUAUAUUGUUAUUUCAGCUGUCAACAAAUGUGAGAGUGGGUCGACCCCAUGUGGUAACAACAGUUUGUGCAUAGCUACUGGCCCUGGGAAAUUUAAUUGUGUUUGCUUUGAAAACUUCACGGGCGAUGGAUUUAUCUGUAGACCCAUUGAUCCUUGUCAAAAAGACAAUGGUGGGUGUGAGGUCACUACGUACUGUAGAUUCACUGGACCAAAUCAGGUGAGGGUUGAUUUCAUCAUAACAGUAUGUCUUAAUUAAAAUCAUAAUUGAUAUCCGAAAUUAAUUAUAUUAAAACAGUUUAUUAAAUGAUUAAAGUGCUUAUUUCUGGCUACAUUUAGGAAGAAAAGUCUUUAAUAUGAUGUUAUCAAAGUUAAUGGGCAUAAUAUGGUCAUUCUAGACAGUUUUAUCUACAACUCUAAUGUAUUGUAUUCAUUCAUCUUCGCAGCAUGCUUGUAUUUGCAAUGUGGGCUUCACAGACUACGUACCUGGACAAGGCUGCAAGUUAAUAAAUAUGUGCACACCAGCUAAAUGCCCAAAGAAUUCUGAUUGUGAAACAUAUGCC
Molecule: messenger RNA, 1227 nt
Organism: Lymnaea stagnalis (great pond snail)
Lineage: Eukaryota; Metazoa; Mollusca; Gastropoda; Lymnaeidae
Source: the annotation of a GenBank genome assembly